AUGGACGCUGCUCACUGGACACAGAUAAUCGACAACGAUCCGCUUGCGAAGGACGUUGCAUCCAUCUCAGAGUACCGCAAGCUGAAGGAAGAACGAGGAAAACCUCCCGAGGUCAAGUGGCACCAAAAGUUCUCAGGCGCAGAGGGUUCCUGGUCGGCGGUGCGGAGGCAGGAGCCCAUCUCGACGCAAUCUGUGCUAUCCGAGCCCGUAACCGCUACCCGAAACAUCAUCCUGACCGGGCAAAACCUCAUUGUUCCAACGCUCGUGGCCUGGCCAGAUAACGAGAUCCCGGCAGAUUGGCGUGCCCGGCUCGCGUCACACACGGAAUGUGCCGAUGCGCCUCUUCUCAAUACGAAAUUGGACGAGAAGUUCAUCGACGCACUUGUUAUACCAGCAGAUGAGCGACGGAACGGAGAGAACUUCCCCGUAUGGGCGUCUCACGAGGGACUGCCGCCUGCCUACCUGCCAAUGGAUGAAUGUGAUCCGAUCAGGGAUCAUGGGUUUCUCUACGCAGAAUUACUUCAGCAAGCCGGUGUGCUGACGAGGACUGAUUACUACAAGGGCUUGCCCAACAUGUUUGUGCAGUUUCCGGAAUUGCCGAAGACACCACAAGCAGGGAUUAAUUUGUCGGCAGCGAUUGGCUGGCUACUCCAAGAACGCAAGUAG
Molecule: messenger RNA, 666 nt
Organism: Neoarthrinium moseri
Lineage: Eukaryota; Fungi; Ascomycota; Sordariomycetes; Amphisphaeriales; Apiosporaceae
Exons: 3
Coding region: 1-666 (221 amino acids)
Molecular function (GO): hydrolase activity
Source: RefSeq, a predicted model, not a curated record